CGGGCAGAACCUCCUAUAUAAGGGGCUAAUUGAACAAUUUAAGUUAGUUCAUGUACCUAUUUGAUGCUGGAACUUGAAUAGUUGAAUAAGAUGCUGGAACUUAGCUAAAAAUAUAAUAUGUGUGUUGGGAUAUAUUAUCCCGGCCUAUUACUGUUCAGGAGCCCAAGACAUUAUCCAGUACGGAGCCCGAGCAGCUAGGUCCGUUUCGGCCCAUUCUGGCCCGCUUUGGCCAUUGGGCCCGACAUCGGCCCGUUUGGCCCAUUAGGGUGGAGUACUUCCCUCCCCCUAUUCCCUAUUUAUAGGAGGUUUUCCCUCCAUGUUUAGGGAGCCUUUUUGAUUCCCUUUUCCUUAGCUUAUUCUUCUCCCUUCUCUCUAGCUAGCUUACAAUACUCCAUUAAGGGGAGCUCAAAUUGUACUAUGUAAUGGUGAGGAGAGUCCUAAUGAGAAAGAGAAGGCUUGGACAUUAGCCUAAAAAGUCCCGCGGUUUUCUCCCUUUUGGGUUUCCACGUAAAAAUAGCUUGUUCAUACACAUUUAUACAUAUAUUUACUAUAUCGUGUUGGAUUAAACUCAACACUGGCGCCGUCUGUGGGAAUCUUGUUCAAAAAGAUUCAUGUUGUUCUACAAAUUUAUUCAAAGAUUCAACUGUGUUCACCAAAAAGGAAGAUGAUAUGAGUAGAAGGAUCUGGGAUUUAGAUCUGGAUCUUCAGAAAAGGAAAGAGGGGAAAAGCUAAGAAGUUUGGAAGUGAAACUCGGAAUUUUCUCAGUGCUGGACCGGGGCCGCCGGAGCCGCCGUCACUGUCCCUGACCGCCGUGAACCCGCCGUUGUGUUCACCUGCGGCAGAAGAGGCUCGCUGCGGCGCCCAAGAUCUCGCGACACCUGCAACACGGUAGCCCGUCGCGCGCAGCUACCUACACUCGCAAAGUCCCGCGCCGCUGCUCGCCGUCAGGAACCAACCGCAAGCCAAUCCUCCACCUGGUCCGAGAAUCCGGGUCUGUGAGACCGUGAGAGCCUCCACCGCCCUGCCGACGCAACUUGAGAGCUCAGGGAGGGGGCCAGAACCUAGCCACAAAAGUUGUCCUUGCGCUGCGACCACCAUAUCCACCGGCAAAAAGUGGCCGGCAUACAAGCUGCGUCCUAGUGGUUAGAAGGGUACUCCACCUGCCUUCUCUGGAAGAUACACCGUAUAUAACGUAUAUGGCCCUCGGCAAACCACGUCCGCAAAUUUGGGACCAAGUAACGUGAGGCCAGUGUAUGGAAGAAUUGACCAAGCUUUAUCUCCAAUCCAGCUGGCCGAAGCUUCAUCUCCAAAAGCUAAGUGCCACUAACUCAAUUUACUAGUUAUUGACGUAUUAGAAUAAUACAACAUGAUUAAUAUUGCUAGUAUUUUUAUCACCAUUAUUUAUUAGGGAGUAAAACUCCCGAAAUUAAGUAAUGAGAGCGAUGCUCUAAGUGAUAAUUAGUUUCACCGUCAUUUAAAUUUAAUGACUGGUUGUUGUGAGCCUGUGGGCCCACUCCGGUUUGGCUUUAGUUAGCGAACGGAGCAUACCUGAGUGGCCUUUGAUAGGAUAAUAUCAUUGCUAUUACAUGUUAUAUCACUAUUAUUUAUUAGGGAUAAAAUGUCCCGAAUUAAAUAAUGCUGAGCGAGGCUCAAGUGAUGGUUAGUUCAGCUAACAUUUUACUAAAUAUUUAAUUUCUUGAGGGCCCGAUGGCCCACUCUCGAUCAGCUUGAUUAAGCGAUCCGAGCGUCUGCAGGGGGCAGUGCCCCGACGACGCAUUUCUAUUUGGGGAUUACGCGUUAGUCCGCGCGACACCAAGUGCCCGGUCGACGAUUGUAUCCUAGUAUCAUCUGUGCCGCUAGGCGCAAAGUGACUAUUGCCAAACGCGGCCUGUGGGGCCCGAGGGCACCCAAGCAUUCAACCUCGUUUGCCGAGGAUAGUGCGACCAGCUUGGGUCUGAGUUUGAAAACUCACAGACCGAUGAGUAUUUUUAUGGGACGUUCGGCAGGCUGCUAAAAGGCCCCGCCGCAAGCUGCUACGUCCAACAACCCCGCACGAUGAGCCGGGCCGAGGGUCGCGAUAACCAUAGGCCGGUAAUCGUGGAUGUUGAAAAAAGGAGGCCACACAGAUGGCUAUAUGUGUAUAUAUUGUCGGGCCGAACGGCCCGUUACCAUGUUAGUUAUGCAGUCAAGGUCGCUUGAUGCACUCGAGCAAAAGAUUAAAAGACGCUCGGCCCGAGUCUUGAAGACGUUCAGGGCCAGCUAAAGUGGAGACCAUCACGGCUGAGAGCCGAUGGACGAGCAUCUCCACCCAGAGGUCGAGGGCCUAGAGGAGACCACCACGGUCGAGAACCGUUGGACGAGCAUCUCCACCCCAGAGACCGAUGGCCUAGGAAGAACACCUAGAGGCCGAGGGUCUAGAGGCGAAUGCCAUGACAGAGAACCGUGAGACGAUCACCCGUCAUUCAGAGGCCGAGGGCCUAGAAGAGAUCGUCACGGCCGAGGGCCGUCUGACGCCAUCAUUACAUCAUGACCGGCCCCUCGGCACGACAUGAUCAUCAUAUUUGAAGAUCGGCCUCGUCCCCGCACUGCGCGGAUGAGGACCGUUGCUUGAUUUCAGGUUGGCCUCUCAUUGCCGACACCAUUAUAUCACGACCGGCCUCCCGGCACGACAUGCUCAUCAUAUUUAUAGACCGGCCUCAUCCCCGCACUGUGCGGAUGAGGACCGUUGUCUGGAUUUCAGGUCGGCCUAUCAUCGCCGACAUCAUUAUAUCACGACCGGCCUCUCGGAUCGGCGUGCUUAUCUUUAGAAGACCGGCCUCGUCCCCGCGCAGCGCGGAUGAGGACUGUUGACCGGAUUCUUUCAGGUUGGCCUCUCAGUGCCGACAUCAUUACAUCACGACCGGCCUCUCGGACCGGCGUGAUUAUCAUAUUCGAAGACCGGCCUCGUCCCCGCGCUGCGCGGACGAAUACCGUUGCUGGAUUUCUUUCAGGUCGGCCUCUCAUCGCUGACAUCAUUAUAUCACGACUGGCCUCUCGGACCGGCGUGAUUAUCAUAUUCGAAGACCGGCCUCGUCCCCGCCACCUCGCGGACGAGGACCGUUGUUUGACCAUAUCUUGAUCGGCAUCUCAUUGCCGACAUUAUCGUACCACGACCGGCCCCUCGGCUCGGCGUGUUCAUCUUUUGAAGACCAGCCUCGUCCCCGUGCUGCGUGGAUGAGGACCGUUGCUUGGUUUUUUCAUGUCGGCCUCUCAUUGCCGACACCAUUAUGUCACGACCGACCUCCCGGCUCGGUGCGCUUCCCAUAUUAGAAGACCGGUUUCAUCCCCGCUCCUCGCGGAUGACGACCGUUGCUUAUUUUCUUAGAUCGGCCUCUCAUUGCCGAUACCGUUAUAUCACGACCGGCCUAUCGGCUCGGCGUGCUUUCCAUAUUUGAAGACCGGCCUCGUCCCCUCACUGCACGGAUGAGAGCCGUUGCUGGAUUGCAGGUCGGCCCCUCAUUGCCAACACUGCCACAUCAUGUUCGGCCUCUCAUCGCCGACAUCAUCAUACCACGACCGGCCUCUCGGCUCGGCGUGCUUAUCUUUUGAAGACCGGCCUUGUCCCCGCUCCUCGCGGAUGAGGGCCGUUGCUUGGCUCUGUCAGAUCGGCCUCUCAUUGCCGACAUCAUUAUAUCACGACCGGCCCCCCGGCUCGGCGUGUUUUCCAUACUUGAAGAACGGCCUCGUCCCCGCUCCUCGCGGAUGAGGGCCGCUGAUUAUCUCUCUUUGGAUCGGCCCCAGCGCCGACGUCAUACAUGGCCACCGACCUCCUGGUACGGUGCCACCAUCAUAUUUGAAGACCGGUUUCAUCCCUGCGCUGCGUGGAUGAGAGCCGUUGCUCGGAUAUAUCGGCCUGACCGGACACUAUUGCCAUCUCCUCAUCAGGACCGACUGCUCAGCGACAUUAUGAUCAUUGUUUGUCGGCUCCCUAUGCCGACCCUCUUGAGUUUGCGAUCGGGCUCACGACUCCCCUCCAGGAGGGUGACCAUCGCCUUCGCACGACGACAAGCUAUUCUAUCGCCUCAUCAUUAUAUUCGUUCGCUAUGCCACCACCAUUAUGUGUGACAUCCCGUGAUCCCUGUGAGUUUCUUGGAUACCGAAUGUCUUCUUCGAUGUAGGAAGAUCGGUAGGACCACAGACCAGGGACGAACUAAGAAGAGCUAGGGAAUCUCGAUGUAGAUAAACCCGUUCCUCCUUGCGAGUUUCGCGGAUACCGAACGUCUCUUCGAAGCAAGAGCGCCUGUAGGACCAAGAACCAAGGACGAACGAAGAAUAUAGAUUGCCUCCCUCAAACAAAAAAAAAACAAAAAAAAAAAAGAUGGGGAGAAGAGGAGGGUAGCUCCUAUGUGGAAGGGAAUCUUGCCCGGGCGUGCCAGAUCUUCUCCCACCGCCGAAGACGAACGCCUCUCGAUGUAGAGGUUAGUAGAGACGCGGAGGGGGCUAGACGAACCAAGGGAGCUUUGCCAAGAUAAACCUGUUUAUCCCACAAUGACCAUGGAUCGAUGGACGUGGGAUAACAAAGUCGGGAACCCGUGAGGGUAAACCAGUUCGUCCCUGCGAGUUCCUUGGGUACCGAACGUCUUCUUCGAAGCAAGAGAUGCCGGUAAGACUAAAAGGACCACGGACGAACAAAAAAAGGGGGAAUCUCGAUGUAGAUAAACCUGUUCCUCCUUGCGAGUUUCGAGGAUACCAGACGUCUCUUUGAAGUAAGGACGCUGGUAGGACCAAGAACCAAGGACGAAAGAAGACUAAAAGACUCCAAAAAAAAAAAGAUGCCAGAAGAGCACGGAGCAAAGAAUGAUUUUAUCCCUCGGCGCUAUUGGCCGGGAAGUACAAACUGAAAAACAUAUGUAAAGAAUAAUUACAAAACUUAAGUACGAAGAAUGAAGUGGCCGACGACGAUCGGCUAACAUCAGGUUUUCUUUUGCCUCAAACGACGAUUAGCCCCCCAGAUCAGGUAGAAGGGACAUCGCCCAGAUUUAUUUCAGGCUCACCAUUCCUUCCCGGAUGGAGUCCUGGUAGACAAUCGGCUUCUCACAGCCAAUCAGGAUAGAGACUUGACACAUCGCCAGCACGGCCGAGGGCCGUGAGACGAUUACCACUCACCGACAGGCCGAGGGCCAUGAGAUGAUCAUCACUAUUUUUCUGUAUCACGAUCGGCUUCUCAGCGCCAUCGUGUCUCUUUCACGUUCGGAUCGCCCCAUUCCCUCCAGGAUGGCUACGAACGUCUUAUGCAGUGCGAUCGGCCCCUCAGCGCCAUCAUACCUGGCUUCACGGUUCGGCUCGCCCAUUCCCUUCAAGAUGGCGACGACCGUCUUAUGCAGUACGAUCGGCCCCUCAGCGCCAUCGUACCCAGCUCACGUUCAGCUCGUCCAUCCCUUCCAGGAUGGCGACGAACGUCUUAUGCAUCACGAUCGGCCUCUCAGCGCCAUCGUGUCUCUUUCACGUUCGGAUCACCCCAUUCCCUCCAGGACGGCGACGAACGUCUUAUGCAGUGUGAUCGGCCCCUCAGCGCCAUCGUACCUGGCUUCACGGUUCGGCUCGCCCAUUCCGUUCAGGAUGGCGACGACCGUCUUAUGCAGUACGAUCGGCCCCUCAGCGCCAUCGUACCCAGCUCACGUUCAGCUCGUCCAUCCCUUCCAGGAUGGCGACGAACGUCUUAUGCAUCACGAUCGGCCCCUCAGCGCCAUCGUGUCCCACGGUUCGGCUCGCCCAUUCCCUCCAGGAUGGCGACGACCGUCUUAUGCAGCACGAUCGGCUUCUCAGCGCCAUCGUGUCUCUUUCACGUUCGGAUCGCCCCAUUCCCUCCAGGACGGCGACGAACGUCUUAUGCAGUGCGAUCGGCCCCUCAGCGCCAUCGCACUUGGCUUCACGGUUCGGCCCGCCCAUUCCCUCCAGGAUGGCGACGACCGUCUUAUGCAGCACGAUCGGCUUCUCGGUGCCAUCGUGUCUCUUUCACGUUCCGAUCGCCCAUUCCCUCCAGGAUGGCGACGACCGUCUUAUGCAGUGCGAUCGGCCCCUCAGCGCCAUCGUACUUGGCUUCACGGUUCGACUCGCCCAUUCCCUUCAGGAUGGCGACGAACGUCUCAUAUGCAGCACGAUCAGCGCCCCAGUGCCAUCGUGUCUGGCUCACGUUAGGGUCGCCUAUCCCUUUCAGGAUGGCGACGAACGUCUCUUAUGCAGCACGAUCAGCGCCCCAGCGCCAUCGUGUCUGGCUCACGUUAGGGUCGCCCAUCCCUUUCAGGAUGGCGACGAACGUCUCUUUAUGCAGCACGAUCAGCGCCCCAGCGCCAUCGUGUCUGGCUCACGUUAGGGUCGCUCAUCCCUUUCAGGAUGGCGGCGAACGUCUCUUAUGCAGCACGAUCAGCGCCCCAGCGCCAUCGUGUCUGGUUCACGUUAGGGUCGCCCAUCCCUUCCAGGAUGGCGACGAACGUCUCUUUAUGCAGCACGAUCAGCGCCCCAGCGCCAUCGUGUCUGGCUCACGUUAGGGUCGCUCAUCCCUUUCAGGAUGGCGGCGAACGUCUCUUAUGCGGCACGAUCAGCGCCCCAGCGCCAUCGUGUCUGGUUCACGUUAGGGUCGCCCAUCCCUUCCAGGAUGGCGACGAACGUUUCUUUAUGCAGCACGAUCAGCGCCCCAGCGCCAUCGUGUCUUGCUCACGUUAGGGUCGCCCAUCCCUUUUAGGAUGGCGACGAACGUCUCUUAUGCAGCACAUCUGCCCCUCGGCGCUGACAUGCCCGGUUUAUCGACGAGAGCCACCGCUUUCUAUCACAUCUCACAUUCCUUCUCUCUUACAUUGCACCCAUACAUUACAUGCAUUCAUGCAUUCAUGCAUCAUACCUCAUACAUUCAUACAUACACUUAUACACACGUGCGUCAUGUUUGACAGUACCGCGACGUCGGUUUAUAGAUGCAUGGACCUCUGAGCUUCUCCGUUGGAAAGCUCAAGUCAGAGUCCUUUACUCUUGCCUGAUGCAUUCAGGGGGAGCGUGCCCGUGGAGGAGCACCCUUCGCCCGACCCCGUCGGGAAGGGGGGUGUCUCACCGGCAGGUUACGUUCAGGAGUGUGGACAUCCACUCAUAUGUUAUGAUUAUUCGAAGACACAGGUUCCAGCUAGACAGAGGCAGAGCGCAGGCAAGGAUAUACUUUCUCGAGCAGAUUCGCGCACUCACUACUCAAGAAACUGGGGGACUUGUGUUGGGAUAUAUUAUCCCGGCCUAUUACUGUUCAGGAGCCCAAGACAUUAUCCAGUACGGAGCCCGAGCAGCUAGGUCCGUUUCGGCCCAUUCUGGCCCGCUUUGGCCAUUGGGCCCGACAUCGGCCCGUUUGGCCCAUUAGGGUGGAGUACUUCCCUCCCCCUAUUCCCUAUUUAUAGGAGGUUUUCCCUCCAUGUUUAGGGAGCCUUUUUGAUUCCCUUUUCCUUAGCUUAUUCUUCUCCCUUCUCUCUAGCUAGCUUACAAUACUCCAUUAAGGGGAGCUCAAAUUGUACUAUGUAAUGGUGAGGAGAGUCCUAAUGAGAAAGAGAGGGCUUGGACAUUAGCCUAAAAAGUCCCGUGGUUUUCUCCCUUUCGGGUUUCCACGUAAAAAUAGCUUGUUCAUACACAUUUAUACAUAUAUUUACUAUAUCGUGUUGGAUUAAACUCAACAAUGUGUAUUUAUUUAUUGUUAUUUUUAGUUAUAUCUCCUUUACUACA
Molecule: messenger RNA, 7731 nt
Organism: Cuscuta epithymum
Lineage: Eukaryota; Viridiplantae; Streptophyta; Magnoliopsida; Solanales; Convolvulaceae
Source: the annotation of a GenBank genome assembly